Messenger RNA from Macrobrachium nipponense, 6363 nucleotides. Its product is annotated as zinc finger protein 569-like. Gene Ontology annotation, biological process: regulation of transcription by RNA polymerase II. Gene Ontology annotation, molecular function: DNA-binding transcription factor activity, RNA polymerase II-specific; RNA polymerase II cis-regulatory region sequence-specific DNA binding. The record is from RefSeq and is a predicted model, not a curated record. Gene Ontology annotation, cellular component: chromatin; transcription regulator complex; PcG protein complex. NCBI's taxonomy places the organism in Eukaryota, Metazoa, Arthropoda, Malacostraca, Decapoda, Palaemonidae. The coding region runs from base 145 to 1626 and encodes 493 amino acids. The transcript has a single exon.
CAUACCGGUGAGAAACCAUUUCAGUGUGACAUCUGCUAUAAAAGUUUUGCACGGUCCGAUAAGCUUACCUGUCACAAAAGGAUUCACACGGGAGAAAAACCGUACAUCUGCUUUUGUGGUAAGCGGUUCAGUCGAAUAGACCACAUGAAAAUGCAUGCUGCCAUACAUAAAGUUGAUGGCAAUAGACUAGGUGGUAUGUUGGAAGAAGCCAGAAAUAAGGACUUGGUAAGCAGAGGGCUUCCUAUACCAGUUAAUACAUCUGCCCCACAUACUUGCUCAUAUUGUGGCAUGACUUUUACCCAGAGUUAUAAGUAUAAACGACACCUGAGGGUACACACGGGGGAAAAGCCUUACGAAUGCUUCUGCGGUAGCCGUUACUCGCGUUCCGAAAGGCUCCGCAGGCAUCAGAUAAAGUGCCAUGGGUUUCCUGAGAUUACUUCACGUAAUGGGCUGCCCAUGAAUAUGAUGCCACAAGUUCUAUUGCAAGUUAAACAGACUGUAAGCGGUGUUUCUCUUGAAGCGAAUGAAGCAGGCUUGUUAGAGUCCACAAAAUGUGAUGCUCAACCUGAUGUCAAACCUGAAAUUGGAGUUAAUGAAGGCAAUGCGAUUCCCCCUCCUUCCUUUGGCACUUUAGUUGAUAUUGAGCAUGUCAUGAGAGAAGUUGUUGCAGAACAGGUCACUCAACCAAAGCAGACACUUGCUGCUAAAGAUGCUAAAGACAAUGGCGUGCACUGCUGUGAGUUUUGUCCAAAGACCUUCAAAAAAGCUCACAAACUAGGCCUUCACAGAAGAAUCCACACAGGGGAGAAACCUCACCUUUGUGUUUCUUGUGGAAAGGCUUUUGCUCGUAAAGAUCACAUGUUGAAGCACAUGAACAUCCAUUUAAAAAGGAGGCAGUUUUCCUUGAUGAAUGCUGCAAAUGCAGGGGGUGAAGAGCAGCAUUCCCCUGAGAGCACUAUAGAUGUAGGGGAUGAAGAAGAGAAGCCAGCUGCAGAUGAUGUGAACAUAGAAGAGAAGCCUGUUGAGGAAGAUGUUGAAGAAGAUGAAGAGUUAGAGAUGGAGAAAAUGGAGAGUGAAGAAACUAAAGGAAGUCCUGAAACUGAAGAUAAGGAAGAGGAAGUAGCCUCAGUCAAUCAAGAGGGUCAGGAAUUACAUGUGUGUAGUAUAUGUGGACAUGCCUUCAGGAAGGUUUACAACCUUCAGUCCCACAUGCAGAUCCACACUGAACGAACCCUUUUCGAAUGCGGUGUUUGUAGUAAACAGUUCAAAGUGAAAAAGAAUUAUGAAGCUCAUUUGCUUAAUCAUGAACUUCAGAUGGAUCUCACCGAGGAAAUCAUAGAAAGCUCGGACCUUAACAAAGCAAGGUCGCAGCGAGCCCAGUGUACAACCUGUGGGAAGUGGUUAGUUUCUAUGAGCAGUUUGGAAACGCACAUGAGAUCUCAUACCGGUGAACGACCGUUUCAGUGCAACAUUUGUGAACAUGCUUUUAUUCGGAAAUCUGACAUGUUGAGGCACAUGAAAUCGCAUACAGGGGAGAGGCCUUAUGAAUGCACUCACUGUCUGACAACUUUUUCCAGGAAGGACAAACUUGUGUUUCAUUUGAAGAAACAUGAUGAAGGCACAUAGUACUACUGCACAGUAGUUAUGUAAAUGAUAAAUGUUUCUUAAGCAUGUACAGAGUAUGUAUGAUAUAAAUUAAGGUUUUAUUGUAUCCAGUAUUUUAUACUAGUCAAGAGUUUAGUACUACUGUAUGUGGAAUUAUAAAAUGUUACAUAGCAGACCUUUUCAAAUGUGGGAGAUGACAAUAGUUUAUAUACUUGUAUAUACAAGAGAGUUUUUGUGCACAUAUAUUUGUAUAGCUUGUUACAUUGUUAACCUUAGGUCGUUGAAUCAUGUCAGAAUAUAAAUUUGUAGAGUUAAUGCCUCUUUGCCUCGAGCUUAUUGACGAUGUAUUAGAGCCUGGAAAUUUUGUGCCCCAUUCUUUAAUGCUUUUUAUUUCUAGAGAGAGGUUCUUCAAGGGUUGUUGGGUAGGAUUUCUUUGGCCUAAUUAUGUGUAUAAGUGUCCUAGUUAUGUGCACUGUUUAAUCCUCUGAGUUGCAAACAAGUAUUUUAUGUGUCACAAAACUAUAAGUUUUCCUAAUCCCCUGUGAAAAUUAGUUGAUAGACUUUUAUCUGACCUGUGUACUAAUACAGAAUAUUUGAGGAAAGAGGCAGAUAUACAUAUAUAUAUAUCUAUGUAUGUGAUGGUAAGUAUAUAUAUAUUAUAUUAUUUUAUGUUAGUUUGUAAAACAGUUCGUGUAUAUAAUACACAUAUGCAAGAUCUUUUAUCAAUGUUGAUCGCUGUAUGUUAUUUUUUACAGUUUGUUUAAGGUAGUUUUAUGUCAGUGUUGAUUGAUUAAGUAUUUUUAAAAGUUUAUUUCAGGUCAUUUGUACGUAGAUAUCUGAGCUAUACUUGAGCCGAUGUCGACUCCAACUAAUUUAUUUGUCCUCGGUUUCUCAUUUUAUGUUUUCGGAUGACUCCUCUCUUCAUUCCAGGAACAAAUUAUGAUCUGUCAGUCUUAACCUUAGAGGCAGUUCUUUUAUACUGUAAGAGGCAGUUCUUUUAUAGUAAUUCUUUUUUACGCUAAGCAUUAUUUGAAGUCUGAAAGUGGCUUGUUGAUGUACAAGAUCGUAUUCUUUUAGUCCACAUUCCACACUUAUUGUUUAAUUCGUGCUGAUGACCGGAACUCACUUCAGAAAUGUAGUCCCUGUAUGUUGUGCAUUCCCUGACUCUGAACAUCAUCUGAAAAACUGUGAUUCGAAUAAUUCUUACAAAUUAAGAAUGCAGAAAUUGUGAGACUUGUGCAAUAUUGUUGUUGUUUAUCUGGUGAAUAUGGUGGGUAAAGAGAGUCAUUGGUUAUCAAAACUGUAAAUGUCUUAUAUUUUGAAAGGUACUAUAUAAAUAUACAUUGUUUGUUAUGCCUUCAGGUACUGGACUUAUGUUUUAUUGUAUACGUACUUACAGUGCAAUAGUUUUACUUCUUGGGGUUAACAUAUUUACAGUAAUUGUGACUAGUCAAGGUAAAAAUUUUGAUGUGAAUAAGAGGCACAGUAUAUAAGUGCAGCAUUACUUGUCAUAUGUGUUGCAGAAUAUACAGAUAUUUAUAAAUUUUCCAACAAAAUUUAUUUUGAUUGAUGAUUAAAUGAAGUGGGAUAAUUGCAGCGCAGAUAGACAUAAAGCUCUCAUUAAUUAAUUAUAAUGAAGUAAAUGUCCACUGGGGAAGACUGAAUCUACUAUACCAUGAAAUAAGCGUAGGAGUCAUUUAUCUUUGUUUUAAAUGGUUAUCCUUUUCCCAAGUAAAUUUCAUGUGGAAUUAAUUGUAUGGAGACCUUUAGAAAAACUCAAUUUUAUGCAAUGGAGUACUGUGUAAAGGUCACCGAUUUGAGACAUCAACUUUCCUCUUGAUACAGUUUAAUACUCAGAUUUUACAAGUAAGAGGACCCAUUUUGCUGUGGCAGAAGUGUGUACUGUACUAAGUGCCUUCCAGUUCUCUGUUAUUUGAUGUAUUUUUGACAAUCAAAUGGGAUUUAUUGCAGUUUUCCCUUGGGCUGUAGCUGGUCGCUGAUAUAAAGGGUCAAGUUAGAAUGCUGAUAAUACAGGAUUUAGCUUGCAUAUACUUUGUCAGGAUUGACAAGGAUGGAAAUAGAUUGAGGUGUCAGAGUUAUAUGUUGGGGUCAGAUUUGGAUGAGAAGAGAUGAGAAAUGUAGCAAAUGUGGAAGCAGAAAGACUACAAACUUGCAGGUAGGCUGAGAAAAUCAGGGAACAGAGCAGAGGGGAAACCGGUCAGAAAGUGUACUAUAUAGAGAACGAGAGGACAUCCCUCAUCCAACCCUGCUAAGGGAAAUGGGGAAAACUCAAGGAUGGUAGGUAGAAAGAUAACCAGAGUUGUCUUUGUGAAUGACAAGGAAAUUAUUUUUCAUUGUUGAAUAGCAUUAACGAGCAAUUAUAGUUUGAAAAAGUUUACAGAGUGACAUCAAACGAUACAAAAUUUCAACAUCAUGAGGCUUUUAUGUGUAUAUGAAGUUCUCUGACCCUUUUUCCUUAUACGUAUUUGAGUACGAAGUGUUCAGGAAUUCUUAGUACACGAAGUGCAAAUGGCUGUUUUCAGCUUCCCAGUUGGCCCUCAAUGGCAUUGAACUUAUCUCCAAAUUUUUUUUUUUUAUUAUAGUAGUCUCUAUCCACUUAUCUGUCCAACAUAUUCAACCUGCCUUGCUUCACUUCGUUGAAGAAAAAAGAUUAAAUUAAGCCCAGAGGCUUUUCAAAACUAAUCUCAACAUUUGAGAACAGGUAUUUGAAUCGGUCGUAUCAAGAACAGGAAAUUGAUCCAGUCGUAAGAGAGUUUGGAAUUGUAACAUGUCAGGUUGGGGUAACUUAUUUCUGAAAGAGAACGGUUUUAUAGCGUCAUAAAGGAGAAUGAUUAUUGAAUUCUCGGUGAAUAGUUUACCUUUUGUACUUUUAUGUUUUUUAACAUUACAUUGGUAAUGUAUAGGUCACAUUGCAUAUAUGAAACCUCAUUUGUGGAACUUUGUUGUGAGGGUUAUAGGAUGUACUAUUGUACAGGUAACAACUAAAUCAUAGUUUCUUGUAUUCCUGCAAGUCUUAUUUUCAGUAAGACAAUUAAUCAUUUUUGUUAGACAUUUAUCGUGUUAACUGCAAAACAUAUUCUACUUCCUUUACAAGUUGUUAAUAUAAUUUAUUAAAUAAUCAGUUAUAAAUACAGUAUUAAAAGAAAUGAAGCUAUCACUUUAGAUAGUAAGUAUUAGGAAGGACAGAAUGUAUAACAUGUAUGCCAGCCCUUUGAGAAUAAGUAUUUUGACUCGGUGGUCUAGUUAAACUCCUAGAUAAUUAUAAUAAUAUCUCUUGUUGUUUUUUGGAAACCCAUUACAGUGGUCCCCCCGUAUUCACGGGGGAUGCGUACCAGACCCCCCGUGAAUAGUUAGAACCCACGAAUAGUUGGAACCCCUAUAAAAAUGCUGAAAACAGCCUAUUUUGUUAGUUAAAACUCAAGAAAAACCCAAUAAAAAAUUUUUAUACUUGUUUUUUUUAAUAGUUUUAUCACAAAAAGGGCAUUUUAUGAUGAAAUUUAUAUAAAAACCAAGAAUUUGUGGAUAUUUCUCAUAGAAAAAUACCGUGAAUAUGUGAAUUUUCCGCAAAUAAUGCAGGGAAACGUUCCCGAGAGAAAUCCGCGAAUCCGUAGAACGCGAAUACAGGGAGUCCACUGUACUAGAAGGGAAUUACAGUUGACUGCCAGGAUUUGUGGGGAAUGUGUCCCACAACCCCCUACAAAUAACUAAAAUCCGCAAAAACAGGCAGUCUCCGGUUAUUGGCAGACUCGGUUAAUGGUGGUCUGGUUUUAUGGCGUAGAGUUUCGGUUAUUGGCAUCAUAAGGUGCCAAUAAUAGAGUUAUGGCGACAUAACAUACCUAACAGAAGCGCCAUAAAUCACCAAGUUUUGGUUGACGGCAGUUUUUGCUUAGAACCCUGCCAAGAACGGAACCCCCACCGAUAACUGGGAACUGCCUGUACUUGAUGCCCUUUUAAAAUGCUUAUAACUGCCUAUUUUGAUAGUUCUGACACACAAAAAAAAAAAAAUAAAAUAAAUAAAAAAAAUAAAAAUGCUUAUAUGCGAGUAUUUUAAUGGUUUUAUCACAAAAAAAUGUGGUCACAAAAAUAUAAAAAUACAAUAAUUACUGAAUAUUUUUCUAUGAAAAUUCCUCAAGUAUAUACAUUUUUGGCAAAUUUUCCUGCGAAUAAUGUGGACAUACAUUCCACAGCAAAAUCUGCGAAUAGCUGAAGGCCCGAAUCCAGAACCGUGAAUAGGCGUUGUCCACCGUAUAAGAUAAGAAUUGACUGGUUAAUGUUUAGCAAUUUUGAUGAAUUUUCUUCUAUCAGACAACCAGGUAUAAAUAAAAUCACAAAUUUUAAAUGUGAUCUGCUUUUGCUACUUAAUUGACCUUUUACAGACGAUAAUGUAGCACUUGACAUCUAGCAGGUUGUUGGUCAGAUCUUUAAUAAUGUUAUUUCUUAAGUUUCUUUUGUGGUUGAACUUUAUUACGGGUAAGUAAUGUGACGUUUGAAUAACUAAAGUGUUGCAAUAUGUAGGGAAGCAGUGUCAGGGACUGCAUUUAUGAAAAUUGUUUGGUUCUAUGUCAAAUUUCAUCAAAAAUCACGGACCAUGUGUGAACUUUGACCUUGGCAGAUAUGUAACUGAGUUCGGUCAUAAGCAUUCAUAUUUACUUAUAGAUAUUUUAAAUGAAUUUUAUAUAUACCCAUGUGAUGUUAUUGAACAUUCUCAGUGUGUCAUAAUAAAGGCACUUUGGUUAC